Prunus dulcis (almond) is the source of this 1117-nucleotide messenger RNA. Its product is annotated as peptidyl-tRNA hydrolase ICT1, mitochondrial. Gene Ontology annotation, biological process: translational termination. Bases 93 to 761 code for a protein of 222 amino acids. Lineage: Eukaryota; Viridiplantae; Streptophyta; Magnoliopsida; Rosales; Rosaceae. Gene Ontology annotation, molecular function: translation release factor activity. The transcript is spliced from 8 exons. The record is from RefSeq and is a predicted model, not a curated record.
GGCUGACCAGAAAAAAAAAAACAAAAAAACAAAAAAACAAAAUCCGAUAAUUUAAAUUUAAAACGUAUUUUAGGGUUCCUUUUACAGCGAAAAUGGCGGUUCUUAGAACGACAACGAACAUGAUUCUCAGACACAUCCUUCAACCAUACCUGUCAUUUCCUCCAUCAAUCCGUACGACUCUGCUUCGCUCCUCCAAUGGCGAAAUCAGAAUCGGCAGUGUCCGGUGCGCCGCGUCGAAUUCGGGAAGUGGCGGGAACAAGGUGUCGGCUCGGCUCUCUCAGGUCAACCAACUCUUGCAAGCAGCCGAGGAGCGAGCUCUCUCCGCUGACACCCAGCCCCCUCCUAAGAUCACUUUAGACCAUGUAACUGUGAGUUUUGCAAGAAGUGGGGGACCUGGAGGUCAGAAUGUCAACAAAGUGAAUACCAAGGUGGACAUGCGCUUCAAUUUACAAAAGGCGUAUUGGCUAAGCGAAUGGAUCAGGGAGAGGAUUUUGCAAAUGGAGAAGAAUCGGAUUAACAAGGAUGGGGAGCUUGUGAUUUCUUCAACAAAGACUCGAACACAAAAGGGUAACAUUGAAGAUGCUCUUGAAAAACUCCAGGCAAUCAUUGAUGCUGCUUCUUAUGUCCCACCUCCUCCCUCAGAAGAGCAAAAGAAGAAGAUUGCUAAAAUGGCUGCUAUUGGCGAACAAAAACGCCUUAAGAGCAAGAAGGUUCUUUCAGACAAAAAAGCAUUCAGAAGAAGUCGAGACAGUUGGGACUGACCUACUCCACGUAUGGUCAGACUCACAGUUUGUUGAGAAUUUUUGUAUAUGUCGAGGAGAGGUCGAUGCAUUUGCGAUUCCAUGAUCAUAUGGAGAAACAGUUCAAGUGAUGGAAUUUUAUCAGACACUUUGGAUUCAAGAGCAGACUGCUGAAGAUACCAAUUGUUGGACAGAAUUAGUUCUUUUGAUGUAAAAUGACCAUAUGUCUAUAGGCUUUCAGACAGAAAACAUGAUGACUGUUACUGGAUGUACACAGAUCAACUAAUAGCUGCUCUGAAGAUAAAUCUUUUGUCACAUUGUAUGACAUUCUCAAUGGUUAGGGCUUUCUAUUGGCAUUGGUGGUUAAUUGGUUUGCU